This is a messenger RNA of Gongylonema pulchrum, 752 nucleotides long. NCBI's taxonomy places the organism in Eukaryota, Metazoa, Nematoda, Chromadorea, Rhabditida, Gongylonematidae. The record is from the annotation of a GenBank genome assembly.
AUGGAGCAGGUUAGCGAAUGUCUCGGUGGAGCAAAGAAACAAAAUUUCGAUCAUUUCCUUCUGCUUGACUUCGAGGCUACAUGCGAAGAAGGCAGGAAGAUUCUGCCACAUCAGGAGAUAAUUGAAUUCCCUGUCAUACAUUUGUGUGGGAAAAGCUUUGAAGAAGUUGGUCGGUUUCAUCGAUACGUAAGACCUACGGAACGCCCCAUUUUAACAUCAUUUUGCACUGAACUGACUGGGAUCGUGCAGGAUGUAGUUGCAAAGCAGGAAACUCUUCCAGAAGUCUUGGUUGCAUUCCAUAAAUGGCUUGUUGACUCAAAUUUAAUUGAUGACGAUAUUUCGAUGAAAUCGCGAUUCACUUUCAUAACGUGUGGCGAUUGGGACCUUGGUGUAAUCUUGCCAGAAGAAGCGAGAUAUCGCAAGUUACGAUUGCCCGAGUACUUCAAAAGUUGGAUCAAUUUGAAGAAAGCGUUUUGUAAAGCGCGGGGUUAUUUUGCCAAAUCCAUGACUGUUAUGCUUCAUGAUUUGGAACUGAAACAUUUGGCAUGUUUUUUUCUGGCAAUGUUUUGCUUUUAUUUGCGCUCUUUUUCUGAUUGCAUGAACUGGAUCGGGCGACUUCACAGUGGAAUAGAUGACGUAAGGAAUAUGUGCCAAAUUGCAAGAAGCCUUGCGAGAAGUGGUUAUAUUUUUCAAGAAACGUCAGUUUACGUUGAUGGGAAACAGUGCUUUGAAAAUAUUUCAUGUGUUUGAAA